GCCGCCCCUCGCCAGAGCCCACAGGCUACGCUGGUGGCCGGAGCGCCUCGGAAGCAGCAGAGAAGCCCCCCUCGGCCUGGGCGCGCCAAGAGGACGGGGGUUAAAAUGAAUGAAGACCUGAAGGGCAAUGUAAGCGGGCUGCCUCGGGAUUAUUUAGAUGCCGGUGCUGUGGAGAACAACUCAGCUGCUGUCUCCUCCCAGGUCCCCGUGGUAAAACCUGAGCCAGAGCUUGCUGUCAACCCCUGGGACAUAGUCUUAUGCACCUCGGGGACCCUCAUCUCCUGCGAAAAUGCCAUCGUGGUCCUGAUCAUCUUCCAUAACCCCAGUCUGAGAGCACCCAUGUUUCUGCUCAUUGGCAGCCUCGCUCUUGCAGACCUGCUGGCCGGCAUCGGACUCAUCAUCAAUUUCGUUUUUGCUUACUUGCUCGAGUCCGAAAUCACCAAGCUGAUCACCAUCGGGCUCAUCGUGGCUUCUUUCUCGGCCUCCGUCUGCAGCUUGCUGGCCAUCACCGUGGACCGCUACCUGUCCCUCUAUUACGCCCUGACCUAUCAUUCAGAAAGGACGGUCACCUUCACCUAUGUCAUGCUAGUCCUACUCUGGGGGACCUCCAUCUGUCUGGGGUUGCUGCCCAUCCUUGGCUGGAACUGCCUUCGAGACGAGUCCACCUGCAGUGUGGUCCGACCCCUCACCAAGAACAACACGGCGGUCCUCUCCAUCUCUUUCCUCUUCAUGUUCGCGCUCAUGCUUCAGCUCUAUAUCCAGAUCUGUAAGAUCGUCAUGAGGCACGCCCACCAGAUCGCCCUGCAGCACCACUUUUUGGCCACCUCACACUACGUAACCACCCGAAAAGGGGUCUCCACGCUGGCCAUCAUCCUGGGCACCUUCGCUGCCUGCUGGAUGCCCUUCACCCUCUAUUCCUUGAUAGCGGAUUACACCUACCCUUCCAUCUACACCUACGCCACGCUGCUGCCCGCCACCUACAAUUCCAUCAUCAACCCUGUCAUUUAUGCUUUCAGAAACCAGGAGAUCCAGAAGGCUCUCUGCCUCAUUUGCUGUGGCUGCAUUCCAUCCAGUGUCUCGCAGAGAGCUCGGUCACCCAGCGAUGUGUAGCCGCCACCCACCCACCCCU
Messenger RNA from Sorex fumeus (smoky shrew), 1129 nucleotides. It is a transcript of the gene GPR12, whose product is annotated as G protein-coupled receptor 12. The transcript is spliced from 2 exons. Bases 106 to 1110 code for a protein of 334 amino acids. Gene Ontology annotation, cellular component: membrane. Gene Ontology annotation, molecular function: G protein-coupled receptor activity. The record is from RefSeq and is a predicted model, not a curated record. Lineage: Eukaryota; Metazoa; Chordata; Mammalia; Eulipotyphla; Soricidae. Gene Ontology annotation, biological process: G protein-coupled receptor signaling pathway.